AUGAGCUCGAGAAGGCCCCUGACCCGUUCUUUCUCCGGAAACGGGAGGUCCGGGAGUCUAAAUGGAGAGGGGGUCUCUGUGCCGAGCGGCAGAGGUGACAGCCGCAACUACCUGCUCAACGUCAGACCGGAGAACAGCUACUCGAGUGUCAGACUCUCUCAUUACAAGCCAGCGAGGAGUGCCUUCUGUAGUGUUAUGUCUCACCUGGCAGAGGAGACCCAGCCAUCAUUUGAGACAACCUUAAAAUCUAAGGCUGUGUCAGAAUCCUCCAAUGUGAAGUUCACCUGUGUGGUUUCAGGGAAUCCCGCCCCUGAGCUGACCUGGUACAAAGAUGAUGUGGAGAUGGAUCGAUACUGUGGCCUUCCCAAAUAUGAAAUAUUCCGGAAUGGAAAAACCCACACGCUUCAUAUUUACAACUGCACUGUGGAGGAUGCAGCCAUCUACCAGGCCUCCGCCCGCAACAGCAAGGGCAUCGUCUCCUGCUCGGGGGUGCUGGAAGUGGGCGCCAUGAAUGAGUACAAGAUCCACCAGCGCUUCUUCGCCAAGCUGAAGCUGAAGGCCGACAGCAAGCGGAAGGACCUGGAGCAGAGCCGCAAGAGAGGGAAGGAGAACGCGAGGGCCAGCCCGGAACAGCAGCGGAAGCGGAGGUCCCUUGGUGAGCCCGUCCUCAGCACCCCCUCCUCGCAGGAGGGAAGAGGCGAACAGAGUCCGCACGCCCAGCUGCCAGAGGCCGAGACCAGGCUAAACCCGCCGGAGCAGCCAGCCGCUGCAGCCAACAUCCCCAACGGGCUCCCCACUGAAACCAGCAGGGCGACCAACGCGGAGGUGCACCAGGAAGCCGAGAAGGAGAAGAGCAAACCGGACCGCAUGUAUAUCCGCGAGACGGUGGAGAUCGUCACCACCAAGCCCGCCACGAAGGACAGCCUGGCCAAAAAGAUGAUAAAGAUCACCAGCAUGGUGGAGAGCGAGCCGGGCAGCAGUGGCGCAGGGCCGGUGCCCGGGAAAGAGAAGGAUGGGAGUGACGGAGCAAUGAGCCUCACCCGGUACCUCACUGAAUCGCUGCAUUCGCCAACAUCCAGUGACCAGCGGAGCCCUGCGCCAUCAGAGGAGACGGGACCCGCCAGCGCCCGUCGUGCGGCCACAGAGAGUGAGGAGCAAACCAGGGAGCUGGAAAGGUCACAGACGCAGGAAGCUCCACGCAAGGAAUCGGAGCCGCCCAACGCCCUGACAUCCAUGUUCUUUUCCCUGAGGGACAUGUUCUUUCGAAAUAAGAAUAAGAACGAGGACGUGGCAGCAAACUCAAGAGACGUUGUGCACAAUAUUGCCGCGAAUUUGGAGGAGAAGGAACUUCCUAUCGUCCAGCCAGUGCCACAUCCAGACCCAUCACAAACCCUCCAACAGGACACGAGUGGCGCAGCAGAGGUGCCUGUCCAGCAGAGGACCCCUUCACCCAUCACAGAGCUCAUGGACGUGGACAAUGUGCCUCCCUCUGUGGACGUCCAGGCGAAAAUGACACCCUCCCCCAACACACAACCUCCAGAAUGUGGAGAGGACUCCACGGUUGCAGAGGAGUGCAUGCAGACGGAGGCGAACGAUGCAACUGUCAUUCAGGACGUGGCCCGCGCCCAGCACAAGCAGGAUGUACAUCUGUUGGUGCCAACAGGGGAGCAUGUCACAGCAGAUGCUGCUGAAAUGGUUACUUUGCACAAUCACCGCCACUCUGCCCCCGGCAAAGCUGCACAGAACAGGUCUCACACCGAGGAACUGGAUGAAAGCCAGACCGAUCCCCAGAAGUCAGAUUCCUUGAACACCUCUGAGUAUCAUAUUACGCCUAUGGUCAACCUAAUCCAGGCUGAUGUGUCCGUGGAUAUUGUGGAGGAGAAGGAGGUUUCCAGGAGUGAUGAAGAAUUGCAGACAGUUAUGCAACAAGAUCAAGCGAAAACAAGCAAUGAAACAGAAAGCAAGAAAAUCAGCAAUGAGAGGUACAGGCAGUCGGUUGCUAGUUCCACUCCAGUAAUAAGCGUGUCAUUUGGAGAUGAAGGGGAGUUUUGUAAACCUGAACCCGAGCUCAACAGCGUGCGGCUGACAGCCGGACCUAUGAAAGCAUCAGCAGCUUUACCCAAAGUGCCCACUUUUGUGAUCCCUCCCAUUUCUGUCACCUGCACAGAAAGCACACCUGAGCAUGUACAGCCCUCUAAAGAUGAGGUGAAAGGGGUGGAGUCAUUGGUCUCUCUGCUGCGAGGGGUCAAGAAUGACAUUGAGCUUGAAAGCAGCUGUGUUUCUUCUUCUUUGGCAAAGGAAAGAGAGACCAGCUCAAACCUUCCAGAUACUGAGAAUCGUAAGGAUGGCAAGCUGUCUGGCAGUAAAGAGAACGCCAUAGAUGUACCAGUGGAAAUCAUGAUACCCAAACCAGUGGAAACACCGAAAACGACUUUAAUAAUUUCUGAUCCCCCGCUGGGAAAAGCUCCCCCACCUACCACUGCCACUGAACCAGUUGAUGAAAAAAGGCUAAAAGAGUCUCGGGCAGAUACCACUGAUACUUUUGUCAAUCGACUCCAGAAGGACAACGCCGGGCUUGAAAGUUUCAGCAUGACUCAUCCUGAAAUGCCAGCGAUGAGUCCUACAGCCAUGCAGAGGUUUGGUCCCAGGGGCGUCCCUGGGUUGGAGGCACCGGGACUGCUGGUGGUGCCUUCCAUUCGAGUGGACAGUUCCCCAACUGGAGAGGACAAGGUGGCCGAGGAGGGGACCGGGAGGGACACCCCGCUGGCCAGCCUGUCCCGUGAGAGCAGCCCUAAGUUGAAGAGACGCGACAGCCUGACCCUCAUCCCCUCUGCCACGCCCGAGGAGCUGGCCUCUGGGGCGAGACGCAAAAUUUUCAUCCCCAAAACAAAAGGAGAAGAAGCGGAAGGGGAGGCGGGAGCGCUGGAAGCCCAGGCAAAGAAAGAGGAGACGCCGAGGAGGAGGAGUCUCUCUCAGAGCCAGGAGGCGCCCUUCCUGUCCCCCAGCCAGGCCCGAAGGUCGUCUUUCCUCCAGCCCCCCACCGGUCAACAGACUCCGCCCACUGAGAGACGCUCGCCCCUUCUCAGCCGCAAGAAGAGCACGCUGGAGGUACCCAAAAUUCAGGAGAAGACGCUUGAGGAGGUUGAGUCCGCCAAGACUGAAUCCAAACCAGAGAAGGACAAGCUAGACCCUUUCAAAGCUCCCCGGGUUAUCCGCAAGAUUAGAGGAGAGCCCUUCUCCGACGCCUCGGGACACUUGAAGCUGUGGUGCCAGUUCUUCAACGUGCUCAGUGACUCAACAAUCAAGUGGCAUAGAGAUGAGGUUGAGAUUGCCGAGGUCCACAGAAGUGCGGGAGAUGAGAGUCAAGUAUCGCUGGCCAUCAUCCAGACAUCAAGCAGGGACUGUGGUGUUUAUGGUUGCUCAAUCAAGAAUGAAUAUGGGACAGACUCAACUGACUUCCUGCUUAGCGCAGAUAUACUUUCUGAGUUCCUGUUGAGAGAAGAAUUAGAAGUGGGAGAGGAGAUUGAAAUGACUCCGAUGCUCUUCACCAAAGGCCUGGCAGACCAGGGGAACUGGGGAAACAAACUUUUUGGGCGGAUCAUGAUUGAGGAGUCGCAUGUAGGGGAGGGUUGUGCUCACAAGGCCAGCAGGGUGAAGGUGAUCUACGGCCUGGAGCCCAUAUUCGAGUCCGGAAGCACCUGCAUCAUCAAGGUGCGAAACCCCAUCGCGUACGGGAAGAAAGACGAGAAUAACCUCGUGGAGAGAAACCAGGAGAUCACCAAGCAGGAUUGUAAAGUGCAGAACAUGAUUCGAGAGUACUGCAAAGUCUUUGCAGCAGAGACGAGAGUGGUGGAUAACUUCGGCCCAGCGCUGGAAGUGAUUCCCCUCUAUCUAAUGUACCGGCCUGCCAACACCAUCCCGUACGCCACCGUGGAGUCUGACUUGAAGGGGGUCUUUCUGAAGUACAGCCUGGUGGACGCCACUGGCAGGCUGGUCAUGAGGACUGGGUCUGAGGUGGAGCAGAAGUGUUGCACCUUCCAGCACUGGAUCCACCAGUGGACCAAUGGAAACUUACUGGUCACUCAGCUAGAAGGUGUUGAUAUGAAGAUCACCAACGUAGGAGUCGCCACAAAGUCAAAGGGGUACCAGGGUCUCUCGGACAGUGCCACGCCCAAGGUGUUUGAACAGUUUGUGUCGCAGCACCAGUGCAACUACUACUGUGGCCUCCUGGGCCUGCGAACGCUCAAAUCCACGGACUCCCUCCAACAGCCUGGCAAGCUGAAGGCCUCCAGAAGCCCCCUGCUCAGCCGCAGGGCUGGCCCGGGAUCCUCCAGCCCGCAGCUGCAGAAGAAAGGGCUACAGAGCCCCCAGUCCCCGAGGAAGACCAACCCCAGCCCCAAGCUGGCCAGGAAGUCAGAGGCAACCAAGAACAAGACGGCAGAGGCCACCAAAACAGUGACAAAAUGA
This is a messenger RNA of Megalops cyprinoides (Indo-Pacific tarpon), 4467 nucleotides long. It is a transcript of the gene alpk3a, whose product is annotated as alpha-kinase 3a. Gene Ontology annotation, cellular component: nucleus. Bases 1 to 4467 code for a protein of 1488 amino acids. The record is from RefSeq and is a predicted model, not a curated record. NCBI's taxonomy places the organism in Eukaryota, Metazoa, Chordata, Actinopteri, Elopiformes, Megalopidae. Gene Ontology annotation, molecular function: protein serine/threonine kinase activity; ATP binding. Gene Ontology annotation, biological process: protein phosphorylation; cardiac muscle cell development. The transcript is spliced from 15 exons.